Molecule: messenger RNA, 5973 nt
Organism: Trichomycterus rosablanca
Lineage: Eukaryota; Metazoa; Chordata; Actinopteri; Siluriformes; Trichomycteridae
Gene: asap3
Product: ArfGAP with SH3 domain, ankyrin repeat and PH domain 3
Exons: 26
Coding region: 178-3075 (965 amino acids)
Biological process (GO): positive regulation of GTPase activity
Cellular component (GO): cytoplasm
Molecular function (GO): GTPase activator activity; protein binding
Source: RefSeq, a predicted model, not a curated record
GAGAGAGCGCGCGCUGACUUUUACUCUCCACACCGCACUGUUUACAGGUUCAUGUCGGCAGGUAUGAGGCCGUGCUCGUGCUCGUGCUCUCUCGCGGACUUCUCUCAACGACUCGAGCCUGGAUUAUUUUAGACGAUCGCGGUGGCAGCAGGACCUCAGAACCUCGCUCGCACAGCCAUGCCGGAGAAAUUAAGCAUCUCGGAUUUCGUCUCCCUGGCGAACGAGGACAUCGCGUCUCCGGCCACGUCGUGUUUCCAGGCGAAGAUCGGCGACUGCAGGAGCACCGUGACUGCGCUCGAGGAGUCCCUAGAACAGGACCAGAGCUCCCUGCAGAGGAUGAAGAAGAUGAUGAAGAGCAUCCACAGCUCUGGACUUGGUCAUGUGGAGUGUAAGGAGCAGUAUAUCGAGGUCCUGGAGAACCUGGGGAACAGUAACCUGUCUCAGGACAAUAACGAGAUCUCCACGGGCUUCCUGAACUUGGCCGUGUUCACACGCGAGGUCACGACGCUCUUCAAAACACUGGUGCAGAACCUGAACAGUAUCCUGACCUUUCCUCUGGAGAGCAUCCUGAAGAGUGAACUGAGAGACAGCAGACUGGAUCUGAGGAAGCAGAUGGAGAAAAGCUGGAAGGACUACGAUGUUAAAAUGGGGAAGUUAGAGAAGGAGAGGCACAAGCAGUACGGUCUGAUCCGACUUGACUCGUCCGAGGACAUCGAGAGAGAGAGGAGGACCUUCCAGCUGCAGAUGUGUGAGUACCUUCUGAAGGUUCAGGAGAUGAAGAUUCGGCAGGGUCCUGAUCUGCUCCAGAGCCUCAUCAAAUAUUUCCAGGCGCAGCUCAAUUUUUUUCAGGAUGGACUAAAGGCGGCAGAGAAUCUGAGUCCGUUCGUGGAAAAGCUCGCCACGUCCAUACACACGAUUCGUCAGGACCAGGACGACCAGGUGAAGCAGCUCUCUCAGCUACGCGACUCUCUCAGAAGUCAGUUGCAGGUGGACGGCAAAGAGGAGUACCUGAACAGGAAGAACUCGGGUCACGGGUACAGCAUUCACCAACCGCAGGGCAACAAGAAAUACGGCACGGAAAAAUCCGGCUUCCUGCUCAAGAAGAGCGACGGAAUCAGGAAAGUCUGGCAAAAGAGAAAGUGUGGAGUUAAAUACGGCUGCCUGACCAUCUCUCACAGCACGAUUAACAGACCUCCAGCGAAGCUCAACCUCCUGACAUGUCAGGUUCGGCCCAACCCAGAGGAGAGGAGGACUUUUGACCUUGUGACCCAUAAUCGCACAUACCACUUCCAGGCAGAGGAUGAACAGGAAUGUAUGAUCUGGGUGUCUGUACUGCAGAACAGUAAGGAGGCCGCUUUAAACACGGCUCUAGGAGGAGAUCAGCUCCAGUACCCGGGCAGCGGACUGCAGGAUCUGGCCCGUAAUGUGAUCGCAGGCCUGAGAAAUCUUCCAGGAAACGAGGCCUGCUGCGACUGUGGUGCUCCGGAACCCACUUGGCUUUCUACAAAUCUGGGCAUCCUCACCUGCAUCGAAUGUUCUGGGAUUCAUCGUGAGCUCGGCGUUCACUACUCUCGCAUACAGUCUCUCACCCUCGACAUGCUCAGUACCUCCGAGCUCCUGCUGGCAGUGAGCAUCGGCAACAGAAAGUUCAACGAUGUCAUGGAGGCCAACCUUCGGGACGACUCGCUAAAACCUCUACCGCAGAGCGACAUGAAUGCGAGGAAGGAGUACAUCACGGCAAAGUACGUGGAGAGGCGCUACGUGUUACCCAAAGCGCGUUCGGAGCCGCUGCGAGUCUACGAGGCGGUGAAAUCCAGAGACCUGGUGUCCCUCCUGCAGCUCUACGCAGAGGGCGAGGACCUUUCCAAACCGGUCGCCGUACCGGAUCAGAAGGAUCUGAAGGAGACGGCUCUGCACGUGGCCGUACGUUCGGCUGAAAAGAGUUCCCUGCCACUGGUCGAUUUCCUGACUCAGAACUGUGGGUGUCUGGAGAAGAAGACGGUUGAAGGAAACACGGCUCUUCAUUACUGUGCAACGUUCAAUAAACCCGAGUGUUUAAAACUGCUGCUCAAAGGGAAGGCCGCGUUACAGACAGGAAACGUGGCUGGAGAGACGGUGCUGGACAUCGCAAAGAGACUUCAACACUCGCACUGUGUAGAACUGCUGGAGCUGGCUCACAGUGGGAAGUUCAACUCUCAGAUCCAUGUGGAGUACACGUGGGAGACGCCGCAGGAGCUCCUGUACGACAGCGAGGACGACCUGGACGAGAGGGUCGGUCAGCCCAGGAUCCCGCGCUCUCCUUUACUCUCUAAUGACUGCAGCGGGAAGAGCUGCAACACCAGCAACGCUAACAAACAUUACCAGAACGUGGAUAUCAUUUACCGGAACUCGCAGUCUGGCAGCCACACGCCUCCCCCUCUUCCUGCUAAAGCAAUGCAAAGAGGUCGUUCAGACCCCCAAAUCAGCACCACGCCAAAAGAGUCUCACCCCAUUUCCCGCCACAGCUCCAGUUCCUCGGCGGGUUCUUACAGAAACAGUCCGCCGUCGCCCUUGAGAGAGGUGGCGGGGUCACACCCCCCCUGCUCGCCCCGCAGCGGAGUGCUGAAGCGACAGACGGUCGUCUGGGAGGGAAGCUCGUCAGCGUCGCAGCACUCCAUCGGACCCGUGGUCUCUGAGAAGACGACCUCGUACCGGCGGACGAGCAGCGGCGGCGGACAGGCCAAGUGCGUAUCGGGUUCUCCGAGCUCUGGAGGCAGCGUGGAGGAGCUCUACUGCAGUCUGACCAACAACGGCGCUGCCAAAACCACCGCUAAUGCUAACGCCCCGGUGCCUGUUAUACUGCCGCCACCCCGGUCACGCAAGAACGCCAUGGUGAGCGCGCGGCCUCGCUCGAAGAAGGUUCGUGCCCUCGUGGACUGUCUGGGUGUGAGCUCAGACCAGCUAGCUUUCUGUAAGGAUGAUAUUAUCAUUGUGACUGCUGCUGAUGAUCCACACUGGUGGGUGGGACACGUGGAGGGGAAGCCGUCCAGAACUGGAACCUUUCCAGUCAACUAUGUAAUGCAGUUGGGAGAGUGAAACCUGUGCAAAUCUGUGCAAGCUUCUACCAUACAUGCCAAAACCCACAUUGUGUUUGGUUACUAAGGGGUCUGUCAGUAUGGGACGUCCUUCUUUAGUGCAUCCGUAGUGCCAUUCUGCUGCUUUUUCGCCGGAAUACUGACACACAGCGCCAAUAUAGAUUCGCUUUGCGGUACAAAUCCAGUGCCAGUGAUGCAGAUGAAUCUGAGACACGACAAACCGGCACUUCGGACAUAACUCACAAAGCAGCACUUAAAAUAACAUAUAAAAUAUGCAUAAAGACCCAUAACGGCAACCGAAACCUCUGCGUGUAAGUGCCGGGGAGAUAUUUAAAGCACUAAACGAUAAACGAACCUUGGUGCCUCCUGCCAGACAGGAACACACUGGACGUUCUGGAGUCACCUGGUUAAAUUGCUUAAUGGAUGUCGACCCUCGAGGCCGCGCUUCCUGCAGUUCAGCAGUCGGACAGAGUGUAACACGAUUCCCACUGACUGUGGACCGAUUACAGGUCAAUAAAAGAGAGGCAGGACUGCUCACGCCUCGGAUAUCCCUAGUUCUGGAUUUUAAGGAUGCUCUGCAGAUACAUAGAUAGCAUUUGCAUCAGUAUGGAGUAUCAUUUCCCAGAGAGCUUCACUGUAUUCCCCAGGAACAUUUGGUCCUUUUGAUUAAGGUGAAGCAAUAAAAUAAAAUAAAAAACAAUAGCAGCUUUAAUUUUGGUAAAACUGGCAUGUUUUUGCUGUAGUAAUACCCCUUUGGACCACAGGAGGGUGCUUUUUUUUUUACCUUUUCCAGAAUUUUAUAUCUGCAACUUUGUUUUUAAGCGAUCUGCACUUCUGUAAGUAUCUGACCUUGUGUCAUUAAAUAUUACACGAUUUUAAAGUCUCACACUUCAGAUUUAGACUGAAAUAUGAACACAGCUCAUCGUAAAGCAAACAGUUUGUAUAGACGUAUUUAUAAUAAUAGGAUUUUUUGUUGUUGUUUAUGAGUUUGUUGAUGUUGGAGAGUUUGAACCAGCACAUUACUUGUGUACUCCACCCAGACUACUAGCUGUCUGCCAGCUGGAUACAACAAAGUCUGAAUCUCACCCAAAAAAGGAUCAUGUUCCAAGGAAGUCAGACCUGUCUGAGUGCUGCUACCAGGAUUGCACAUGGUGAAUAAGUAAAGCUGAUUAGAUUUCUGCAUUUGCUUUUAAACGCUGACUAGACUAGACUCGCAUCUCUGAUCUGUUUUUGAACACAAGCAUUAACAAUUUAAUAUCACGCUCAGAUCCGGGUUGGGUGUCUAGACAGACACGAUUGGCUGUGUCUGAGGGGAUGCGGCUGAAGUCCUUGAAGUCUUGGGCCCGUUUUAUUUAUUAAAUUUUUUUUUGGUACAACUGGCCCCCAGCAUUUGGUGUAAAUAAAUUGAAAUGAGAUUUCUGUUACUUUAUGGUAAUACUAUUUGAUUUUGGGCGGCACGGUGGCUAGGUGGGUAGCACUGUCGCCUCACAGCAAGAAGGUCCAGGGUUUUGAUUUCCAGGCGGGGCGGUCCGAGUCCUUUCUGUGCGGAGUUUGCAUGUUCUCUCCGUGUCUGCGUCGGUUUCCUCCUACAAUCCAAAAACAUGCAGUCAGGUUAAUUGGAGACACUAAAUUGCCCUAUAGGUGAAUGUGUGUGUGUGUGUGUCUGCCCUGCGAUGGACUUGCGCCCCGUCCAGGGUGUUACUGUGUGCCUUGCUCCAAUUGAAAAGCUGGGAUAUGCUCAAACACCCCCCCCACCCCCCCCGUGACCUUAAUUGAUUAAGCGGUUAAGACAGUGAGUGAGUGAGUAUUUUAUUUUGACACUGAAUGUCCAACAAGCUCAUGGUCAGCUGUCCAGAUACUUUUGGACAUAUAGUGUAUGUAUGCAUGUGUGUGUUUCUUAAGGGGAUAUUUCCUUCACUGGUGCUCAGUGUCCAGGGUUCAUUCCUGCCUUCCGCCCAGUGUUUCCUGUUCGGUGCUGGACUCACAUUGACCCUGACCAGGUUGAAAUUUGAGUAGAAAUCAAUUAAAUUAAUAAAUGAUUUUUUUUUGUUUUCAUUUACGACCGACUGUAGGACUAUUUUGUAUUGAAUUAAUACAGCCAUGAUUAUAUUUAAGGUGGUUCUAUUCUUUUCUUUUUUUUUACACUAUUCUGCCAAAAGUAUGUGGACAUCUGAGUAUGUCAUCAUAUUUUUAAUAAAUAGACAUUCAUAUUAAGUUAUAUUAUAUAUUCAUAUUAAUUUGUACCCACUCAGUAAAUAUAAAGCUUUUGUAAGCUCAGCUACGAAUCCUGGACGAGAAGGCUGGAAGAGUCUAGGCAGUCCGUCAGAGUCAAAGCACGUCCUGAUAACCCUCUAUAUGAGCACAGUGGACCUUUAUUGUUCAGUAUUUUACUAAGUAAAUUGAUUUGGUACAGUCAGUGUUUGAGUCCCUUUGUUUUUUAUGGCUUCAUCCCACCUUCAGUACUUCACUGCACUCGAGCUGCUCUCAGCAGUCAGUCUGCAUUAUUGAUGAGUGCACAGGAAAAGUACUGAAGUGAGCACUCCUGUACUCCCUCCAUGACUUCUGUGAAGCGAUUAAGAGUGCACCAGCCCCCAGGUCCUAAAUGUUCAGCUGACCUUGUUAAAAAAAAUGCUUGUAAAUGAACCUAAAUCAUCUUGUAAAUAUUAAUAUACAUUGUGUGUCUUGUAUUUUACUUUGUUGUUGUAUGGAUGUGUACUGCGUCUGUCUCCGUCUGUCCUCGUCUUUGUUCUGUGUCAAGCAGAUGAAAAGCUGUAGAUAAAAAAAUGGAAGCUAGAAUGGAAUAAUAUAAUGUGCUAUUUUUGAACCGGUACGCGGUCGUCCUGGAAAGAAGAGCCGACAGACUCAUUAUGAAUAUUAAAUGCUGUGCUUUUAAAACCGA